CACGCCUGCCACAAUGUCUACAGCAGCAAAAAGGCAUUGGGAAACAAAUUCAGGAAGGCACUUGAGAUGAAAUGAGACAACAAAUCGAUAAAAUCGACCUUUUGCUCACCUCAAGAAGUUGGUGUUCGGUGUGGUACAAGGUCAUCAUCUCAUCAGUAUGUACUUCCUUCGGCCUCCGUAACAAUGGGUGAAGAUUAUUUUGUGAACCCUGACUUCACCUUCCUGAACAGGAAGUCGCUUCCUUCCGAAGCGUCGAUAUCACUCUAGUACAGUUUCUACGCCCACUCUUUAGACUGCGAAAGCCUACUCGACGAUGGCUAUGCCGCCGGUAGACUCACCGGGGGAGUCGAAUGAAGAAGAAGGGCUCCCCUUUCUGGAUCAGAACCCAAUACCGGAAAAGACGAAGCCAUGGGUGAUCAUGGUCAUACUGGCCUUCGUCCUCGUAGCCAUCAUCGAUAUGGGCGCCUUUCUCGCCGAAGCUCCUCGAACACGCGUAUACGAAGCCAACAUCUGCCUAGGAUACUAUCGAGAGAGCGACCCCUCGGUCAUUGGUGCAGACGGAUCGAUACCUGAGAAGCUUUGUAAGGUGGACGCAGUUCAGCAGAAGAUGGCCAUGAUCUUUGGCUGGCAAGAGAUGUUCGAUGUCAUUCCCAGCAUCUUCCUGGCCAUACCCUUUGGCGCGCUGGCAGAUAAAGUGGGCAGGAAGUGGAUCUUCACUGCGAGUUUGAUGGGACUGCAGCUGAACAGUGCUUGGGUGUUGGGCAUCUGCUACCUCAAAGACCUGCCACUCCAGCUUACAUGGCUCUCGUCAGCUUUUUACUUCAUCGGCGGCGGGCCCAUCGUUGCAGCAGCCAUUGGCAUCACCAUGAUCUCUGACAUUGCACCUCCUGAAAAGCGGACCACCAUAUUCUUGUACUUGACUGCUUCGGUCCUGAUUGCCGAGAUUGUGGCGCCGAUCAUGUCUGCACGUCUUAUGGAGAGCGGAGACUGGUACCCUCUUGUACUCGCACUGAUCUUCCAACAGGCCGGCGUCCUGCUCGCUAUCUUCUUUCCAGAGACCCUACAUCUGCGCGAGAAAUCCAAACAUGACGAGAGCAACACCAGGGAUGUUCAGCUGCAGGUCAAGGGCGGUUUUUUCAGCCCAAAGCAACAAUUACAACACUUUCAGAGUGCGUUCCAGUUCCUGAAGAGCAAUCGGACGCUGGCACUGGUUGUGUUUACAUUUAUGGCGAACAGACUGGGUCGGCAAGGCAUGACACUACUUGUGCGCUACGCUUCGAAACGGUACGAUUGGGAGAUCAAACAGGCUGCAUACCUACUGUCAUUCCGUGCAGCUACCAACUUGGUCGCGGUUGCCCUCUUUCUUCCUCUCACCAACUAUGUGCUACUCAAGCAUGUUCGGUUGCCUACAUAUUGGGCCGAUCUAUGGAUAGCGCGGGGCUCUAUACUGCUCACCUCCAUCUCGUUCCUCGUCAUCGGUCUCGCUGCACAUCCGGCUUUGCUCGUCAUCGGUCUCCUUAUCUAUAACCUGGGCACAGGCUACAACGCCGCCAUGCGGUCGGUGUCGAUUCACGUUGUUGGCGGACAAUCGAGCCCCGACAUUGGCAAGCUUAUGAGUACAAUUGCAAUUGUGGAGAGCCUUGGCGCGCUAGUCGCUGGUCCGUUACUCAAUCAGCUGUUCCAAUGGGGUAUGAGCCUGGGCAGUGUCUGGCUCGGCUUGCCGUUCUUGACUGGCAUGCUUGUGUUUGCUGGUCUCUCGGUUGUUAUUUUCAAGAUCGAUGUGGGUGACAAGGAGGUAGCAUAUACUGAAGUCCAGAGUGAAGUUGAAGAUGAAGUUUUCGAGCUGCAAGGAAGGGCAAGCACGUCUGCGCUCGAACACGACGGCUCCACUUCAACUGUUCAUCGACACGCUCCACCUAUUGUCGAACCUCUGGACCCGGGUGUGGCACAACAACAUGCCAUAGCUGCUGCCACUGCUGCUUUCGCUCGAUCUCAAGCUCAAGGGUCGACCGACCGUAAAGCGAAUCGUAGCAUUGAGCUCGUCAGGAGCAAGAGCACCACGAGUCGCAAGUCACUUACUUCGCAAGGCAGCCACUUUCCUCCGCGAGAAUUGAACGUUCGAUCUGUACCACCGCAAAAGAGUAUACAGACAACCAGCACCCAUCGCCUCUCCGUCGCAUCUGCACCAAAUACAGAGAAGUUCCCCUCUUUCAACCCUACGCCUGGCAGCGACAGACCGACAUCAUCGACACGCCCAUUAUCCGCACAACCUUCAGUCACCUUCAGCGAGUAUGGGCGUCCCGCUUCCCAGCCGAAGUCUCAUCGACAGAGCGCAGCUUCUUCUAUCACAUCGCAACAGAUCAGGAAAGCGCGGUCCAUGUACUAUGCCAGCAGCGUCCAGACCGGAUCACCUAUCGCACGACCGCCUGCAAAGUAUUUGACCACUCCACCGCCAAUUAGCCCCGGUCCUGCAUUGAGCACUGCACCGACGGCUUACAUUCCGACUCGAAGUACAGGUCCAUCGCCACUUGCUGUGCCUCGAGUUCCUGUAGCUGUUGCGCCGGAUGAGACGAUUGAUAGCGCUCGAGACAAAUACUUGCAGGACUUUCAGCAACGAUCGAUCAAACACAAGCCAUCCCUGUUCCUGGCUCCGUUCAAGAAAAGGCAGGACAAAUCGAAGGACAAGGCCAAACGUCUCUCAUCAAUUAUCGCGUCGGGCCCUUCCACAAGCUACCACUUUGCGGAUGAUACAGCGGGCGACAUCACCGUGAGCGACUUCAUGCCACAAUCGGACGCUAAGGAUAGACGUUCCUUUUCUGGAUCAUUGAAGAGGAAGAUCAAGAGGGUCUUUAGACGGACAUCCAACAAGUCCCCCCGCCUUCCAGUCCAACAGAUCGAAGCGAGUCGCGAAUACUUUGGGACCACCGAUACCACAGUGUCGAACACGGGUAACCAUGGCGACAUACCAAGCCCCGACGAGGAGCUGCUCCAGAGAGUGCGAUCUCAGACCUUGACACAACGCGCCAUCAAGCGUUUAACGGUGAUACAUGAAGCCAAAGACAGCAUCGGGAGUAUCACGGAUAGGUCGGCAUCAGCAUUAACCAAGAGGAAAUUGCUACCUAUUCCUGCACUUUCGGCCUUCAAGGACCCUAUGCACAUGGAAAGCCUUGCAGAGGAAGCGUCAACGCCACCAGUCGACCCGAAACGCGUUUUCUCAGCUCUUAUGCGCGAAAUCGAUGCGUCGAAGUCCGCCGAACGUUCGGCUGAUCAGUCAGAUCGCACACCAGGCGCAGAAAGCGACGUAUUUGAGUCCAGCAAAACCAAGGAACUGCACUCCACAGUUCGAGAACUACACUCUAGUGCCAGUAGAGACUUUGACCUGCCCGAAAUUACUGAGCAGAAGGUCCCAGCACGUCGUCCCGCAAGUGUAGCGGCGCGUAGUGUCCAAAGCAAGAAAAGCUCGAUCAAGUCCUUUGGGCAAGCCAUCAGGUCCACAAUACGCACAGUUACGCCGAGUGAACGACGAUCUUCACCUUGUCCUGAUCAGCCGGUCAGCGAACAGGCGAAUACGAACACCCCUUCGUCAGGCGCUUCAUCGAAAUCACCAAGUGACCGGGAUAACCGCACGGUUAUCUUCAAGGGUCUUCGCAUCUCAAAGAAGAAGUUAAUAUCUGCACCAACAGCAGAACAGAUCGAGAUGCGAGUGGCGAAGGCAAAGACCAGGUGGCAGACUCCUCUGAACGAGAGUGCGACCCCUCAGUUUCCGCGUGAGACAGACCGACUUUACACUGCCGUCAAUUUCGCUCAACAGCAACCUCCGGAUCAAGCGAAUGCGACCUGCGAGCCACCGGCGUCUCCACAAUCGCCUACGGUACAGUCAUCGAAGGCGAUGCAAACACCCAUGUCUCCCAGCGUCUACUCCCGGAAUACUGAUGGCGUCAGCAUCCUUCCCAACGACAGUGUAAUGUCUUUCAACAGUUCUUAUGAGCAUGAGCGCACACAUCAUGGAGGCUCAGCGGUCAUUUUGACCAGUCAGUCUGUGCGAAGCUACGUAAUUGGGACUCCAUCACCAAAUCGACCACAUUCGACACGCUCUAGCCGUGAUUGGAAGGCCUGGCUGUCACAUGAGGUUUCGGGGAUCGAGACCACCAGUCAAGAGGAUAUAACGAUCCAGGGACAAUACGCUACGCCUUCCGGACGACACAAGCAGACCAAUUCGAGUCGAUCCCGUCUAUCCAAAUCGCCAACUAGCAGUGUUGGAUCGUCACUGAAGUCACCCAAAACAACACCCGGGCCUAAGGUCAUCUAUUCUGACAUCUCUGCUCCGGCUACAAGCUCGACCACAGCCAAUGUACCGAGUACUGCCUUAAGAAGGGCUGAGAUUCCGCAGAAGAGCAAGGAAAACAUCACACCGCCAUCAAUGGAUUGCCACAAAAGACCAAAUACAUCGCUACUCGGAUUGGUCUCACGGCCCAAGUCACUGCAGCCACUUUCUUCGGCAAUUCUGAAUAGAAGCUCGACCAACAUGACGCAGUACGCGGUCAAUGUAGCAGAAGGAGGCCAGUCCAAGCGCGCCUCUAGUCCAGCCGAGACAGUGGUCGCUCGCCCUAGCUUGCGUGUUACCAUACGGCCACUGUCACCUGAGAAGCUGUCGCGGCGGCCUCGAAGUGCAUUCGACCUGCGUAACACACCUUCACCCCGACUCGCAUCUGAACUUCGUCGCCCCGCACUGCACCCCAAGACUUCUUCACGCUUGCUAGCUCAUAGAAACGGCUCAAUCUCUAGCGUGGAAGCGUCUUCUCACGAAAUUGGUGAGACGGAUCAGCGCGAUGGCAGUGCGACACCUGGCCAGCGUAUGGCUGAGCGCUUCCUAAAGGAGCGGAAGUCCGCUACGGUGCUUGAGCGAGGAGUGAGAAGGAGCCCAGGGAAGUUUGUAAGGGAGGAUACGCCUGCAUUUCUUUAG
Molecule: messenger RNA, 4963 nt
Organism: Macroventuria anomochaeta
Lineage: Eukaryota; Fungi; Ascomycota; Dothideomycetes; Pleosporales; Didymellaceae
Product: MFS general substrate transporter
Exons: 7
Coding region: 314-4963 (1549 amino acids)
Biological process (GO): transmembrane transport
Cellular component (GO): membrane
Molecular function (GO): transmembrane transporter activity
Source: RefSeq, a predicted model, not a curated record